AUCAACAAAAGCUAUAAAAAGGGCGUCGUUGGGUCCUUAGUGGCUAGGCAUUUCGCAAACCAUGGACGCCAAUGGAACUAAUCCCACCGGUGGUGCAGCCGGAAACUUGAAGAACGCGGUUAUAGCGUUUCUGGUUCCUCUUCCCUCCAUUCUAUUCUACCUCUCCUUCCUCCGCCAUUUCCAUGAUCAUCCUAUUAUAACUGGUGAUGGAGAUUCUCUCUCCUCUCUGUGGACAUGGUGCUAUAGCCACCCUAUACUGUUAGCCAUCCUCCUUUUCUUCCUCAACGUUAAUGUCCUCUUCUGGGUCAUUGGUCUGAUCCAAUCUAGCCACUGGAUGAUCGAUGUUUAUUGGACUGUGAUACCGGUUUUGCUCGCCCAUUACUAUGCCACUCACCCUCUGGGGCAGUGUGACAUUUGGAGGUCGAGGAUUGUUAUCUUGUUGACCUGGGUUUGGGCUAUUAGGCUCAGCCACAACUACUUUCGCCGGGAAAGGUGGCAGUGGGGUGCCAGGGAAGACUGGAGAUUCACCGAUAUGCGCCACCAGUACGGCAAAAACUGGUGGUGGGUUUCUUUUUUCACCGUUUAUUUCCCUCAACAGGUCUUCCUCUUCGGAGUGUGCCUGCCUCUCUAUGUUGUUCACUCAGUGGACAAGCCAUGGAACAUCUGGGACAUUGUCGCCAUGUUCAUCUGCGUGCCUGGCAUUGUUAUUGCCUAUUUUGCCGACACACAGCUAUACAAUUUUGUGAACAGAAACAGCCACUUAAAAGAGCUUGGAAAGCCAUUGGUGCCCAAUCUUGAGCAGGGCCUGUGGCAGUGCUCCCGGCACCCAAACUACUUUGGGGAGCAACUAUGGUGGUGGGGGUUGGCCAUAUUUGGAUGGAACCUGGGUUGUGGCUGGAUCUUUCUUGGGCCUCUGGUCAAUAGCAUGUGCUUGGCAUAUGUCACCCUGCUUGUGGAGCAGAGGAUGCUGCAACAAGAUUACAGGGCUGAAGCAUACAAACUUUACCAGAAGACAACAUCAGUGUGGAUUCCAUGGUUUAGGUCAUCCCCAAAUGUAAGAAAAGAUAAGAACACUUGAUUCAGUAUUUCUCCUGCAUUAUUUAUUUGCCUUUUUCUAUUCUGGAAGCUCCAGCAUGGGUUGAUGUUUUCUGUUGUUGUUUUGGAAGGAGGACCAAUGUCAUUUGAGUGUAGCAAAUCUUCCAUAUGUGUAAUUGUAUAAAGUGUUUCUUCAUAUACUGAACUGGUUCCCUUCGUAUCUGAAUUUGCCAAAUGUUCUGACUUUUGAGUAGAUGGAAUAGAAACUUACUGGUUGGCCAAACCAUGUUUGUAUGGGGAGUAAUUUUGUACAAAACAUGUUAACAUGAACGUAUAAAAGAU
Ilex paraguariensis (yerba mate) is the source of this 1377-nucleotide messenger RNA. NCBI's taxonomy places the organism in Eukaryota, Viridiplantae, Streptophyta, Magnoliopsida, Aquifoliales, Aquifoliaceae. The record is from the annotation of a GenBank genome assembly.